This is a messenger RNA of Wyeomyia smithii (pitcher-plant mosquito), 921 nucleotides long. Its product is annotated as solute carrier family 25 member 35-like. The transcript is spliced from 2 exons. The record is from RefSeq and is a predicted model, not a curated record. NCBI's taxonomy places the organism in Eukaryota, Metazoa, Arthropoda, Insecta, Diptera, Culicidae. The coding region runs from base 1 to 921 and encodes 306 amino acids.
AUGGAAUUCCUCCUGGGCGGCCUCUCGUCCUGCUGUGCCGUAGUUUUCACCAACCCGUUCGAUGUGCUCAAGACGCGCCAACAACUGGAGGGGGAGCUUCUGGCGAGAGACAAGAUCGGCAAGCGAGCCUACCGGGGGCUGUGGCAAUCGAUUGUAUCCGUAGUGCAAUCGGACGGACUGCGAGGCCUACAGAAAGGACUUCCGGCCGGGGCUUUGUAUCAGUUUUCGAUGAAUAGUGCCCGCCUGGGAACUUAUCAUGUGGUGGAAAAUUUAGGCUGGACACGAAGUGAUAAUGCACUGGUGAAACCCUUGCUGCCAGUCUUUUGGGGUUGUUUUGCAGGGGUCAUUGGCUCUACCACUUCCUGUCCGGUGUUCGUGGUGAAAACGCAAAUGCAAGCUAAAAGUGCUCAACACUACAGUGCCAAGUUUCAACACCAUCACAGUGGUACCGUAGCUGCUUUCGUAAACAUAUACAAGGCGAGUGGCGUCAGAGGGUUAUAUCGAGGCUACACAGCACAUCUGACGCGGGUUUCUCUGGGAUCUGCUACGCAGAUGGCUUCAUUUGCUGCCUGCAAAGAUUAUCUCGCAAAGUAUGAAACGUUUCAGGACUCGGUGAUCGGCAAAGCGUUGGCGAGUAGCGUCAUAGCCGGUUUCAUCUUAGCAGUGCUGAUGUGUCCCGUUGAUGUGGUUCUAGCACGGAUGACGAAUCAAGGCGUGAACGCCGCUGGAAAGGGUCUUCUGUAUGCGAACAUUUUCGACUGCUUUGUGAAGAUCUAUCGCACCGAGAGUGGCCACGGUCUGUACAAAGGAUUCGUACCUCUUUACGCGCGGAUAGCGCCGCACACUCUGCUGAAUUUGACCUUCUGGGAUUUUUUCAAGAGCUUGCAUGAUCGCUACUACAGGAAUGGCAGUUUAAAAUGA